CAAACAGAAAUUGCUGCUGCUGAGCCGGAAGAACCAAAGCCACAACCUGUAAAACUGCCAGUUUUCAACCCUGCCGCCGUGCCUGUGAUGCGCCCAGUAUCUGGCGCACCGCAGGUGAAAUCACCCGUCGUUCCCGCUUCGGCAACCAACAGAAUGUUCGAGGGGAUAAAAAGACGUAUUGUGGAUAGCGAUGAAGAAAACGAUGGCGAUCACGACUGGGAUGAUGAACCACCGAUGAGUGGUGGUGUUGCCCCACGGCCACAGGUUGUUGACUUUUUUUUUUUUAGGUACUUUUUGGGUAACAGCCGUAAUAUGCAUGUGGUGGUUAUAGCUUAUGAGUGGAAAUAA
Gongylonema pulchrum is the source of this 348-nucleotide messenger RNA. The record is from the annotation of a GenBank genome assembly. NCBI's taxonomy places the organism in Eukaryota, Metazoa, Nematoda, Chromadorea, Rhabditida, Gongylonematidae.